This is a messenger RNA of Mytilinidion resinicola, 2862 nucleotides long. RefSeq lists its product as uncharacterized. The record is from RefSeq and is a predicted model, not a curated record. NCBI's taxonomy places the organism in Eukaryota, Fungi, Ascomycota, Dothideomycetes, Mytilinidiales, Mytilinidiaceae. The transcript is spliced from 2 exons. Bases 1 to 2862 code for a protein of 953 amino acids.
AUGGCCGACGUCUCGACCUCCGCCGCCCCCAAGUUCUCGCGGUACCGCUCCGUGCGCCGCCAGCAGGAGCAGCAAUUGAAGCAGCCGCCCCCGCCCAUGCCACCGCUCAACCCGCCGAAGGAGACCUCUGUUAGCAGGAGCAUGUCGCGAUACCAUCGCCAGCGGCCAGGCGUCGCCGUCAACAAUGCUGUUCCUCCGAUUCCCGACCUCCCCGGCAUGCGCAGCGCAAAGUCUCAAACUCUCCCACCUCCUCCCCCUGUUCCGGUACCCACGCACGCGACCUCAAGUCCACGCCUUCGUUCGGGUACUUUAGGACCCCAUAAUGCGUCGCAACAGACUAGCAAUGAAGAGAGCAAGGCGUCGCCAUCCAUGGGCGUGGCGGGGAAGCAAGUUCCUCUGGUCAAGCGCACAGCUCGAGAACCGUUGGCCACUGCGCGCGAGGAGGCGCGCAAACUGAUGCAUGGCGAGGCUGAGCGUCUCAGGAGAAUAAAGGAGGAGCAGCGCACAGAGAGGGAAGCUUUGGAAGCUAGGCGGGCAGAGCAAGAGCGGAGGGAGAGGCACGAACAGGAGAAACAGAAGGCGCUUUUGGAAGCAGAGCGGCUGAAACAGCUGCAAGAGAAGGCAGAAGAAGAGGAGCGUAUCCGGUCACAACAAGAGGGAGAAUCUCGCAACAAAAGGAGGCUUCAGGAAGCUAGCCGCGCGAAACAGCACCAGGAAGAGGAGGCACAGCCCAAAUCGCGAAUGCGAGCCAGAACCGUUGGCAAGGACCAGAGACCGUCAACUUCAAAGGGUAGUCCUUCCGAAUCCAGACCUCAGACAUCAUCACAGAAAUCGCUACCUCAUAGUUCACCUUCGAAACUCGGGUUCCUGAAGAAACGCAAUCGAGAUGACGCUCUUAGAGCACUGGAAGAUAGGCCUAAGACCUCUUCAAGACCCAGGGAGAUUAGCACUAGUAGCGGUGACAAGAGCGCUCCUAAGCCAUUAGCUGGAUUUGAUGCGCCAAUCUCAGCUGUCAAUGCCGGUGAUCGCCGCGUGAUGGUAGAGUGCAAUGGCUCUCAAAUACUUCUCCCAGUUGUUCCAGAGACUACCCCAUUGGAGCUCAUUCGAUCGGCAGCCAACUGUCUCUCCGUGCCUAUUGAUCCAAAGGGAUCGGUGCUACUCGAGAACUUUGGCAAGGUUGGAGUGACGAGACCGCUUCGGCACUAUGAGCACGUACGUGAUGUCAUGAACUCAUGGGACAGGGACGAUGAGAACAACCUCUACCUUGUGGACGCCUCCACGAGAGGCGCUGAGGAAGAGCUCAGUGCUUCCCAGGUGCCCACAUCGAAACCCGAAGCCUUCUCUUGUUUUAUCUACUACUCUCAGAAACCCGGCAAGUGGGCUAAGAAGCACUUCACAUUGCGAUCAGACGGUCAAAUCCUGCUUGCAAAGAAUGACGCCGGCAAGGACUCUAGUAGUGUUUGUCAUUUGUCCGAUUUCGACAUAUACACUCCGACUGUCAAAAAGGUGUCAAAAGUCAGGCCGCCGAAGAAGAUCUGUUAUGCUGUAAAGAGCCAGCAGAAGACAGCAAUGUUCUUGGAUGAAACGAGCUUUGUCCAUUUCUUCUGCACGGCAGACAAGGCGGUUGCGAAUGCUUUCUACAAAGCAAUCCAGGGAUGGAGGAGCUGGUACCUGGUAAAUGUCAUGGGCGAGGGGCAAAAGAAAGCCAAGACGGCAGAAGGUGCCACUGGAGGUGGGCUUCUACCAAGCUUUGGAUUCUUGGGCGGCAGUCCGAAGGACGAGAAGAUGGCCUCUCAUUCUAGAGGGUUCUCCGUCGACUCGCAUUACCAAUUAGGCUCAUUCAAGCCACUUCUCGAUCUCAGUAUGUUUGAAAAGGAGGAAAAGAAAGACAACAACAACGUUGCAGAUGAUUGGCGAUUGCCUAUGGACACAAAGGCGAUACACUCUCGCAAAAUGUCCACGCGCGUAAGAGAACCACCACCACCUUCUGGACAUGCCACCAAAUACAGCCAGAACUCAAACCGCCUCAACUCCUUAGCACAAAGUACAUCAUCAUCCCAUCAAUCGAACGGCGAAGAGCCCUUUGCUGCAACAGGCCUCCUAGGGCGCCAGUACUCCCAUCGGCAAAAGCUACUUCAAGAACGAGAGCAGAAUACCAGUAGUAAUAUUGGUCCUUUCACUGGCGGUUCCAACCUCAUCAGUAACGUCAACUCACCGUACAUGGCCAACGAACCAGGUGCCGGUCUGGGCCGGAAAUCUUCCGUGCGCAGCACACGUCAAUCUAGUGACCUGAACCGCUCAGCUUCCACACGAAACAAGCCUAAGCCACUGAUAGACCUCACGCCCCAAUAUCGUGAGCCACCUCAGCACGCUCGCAAAGGCAAGGGAUACAUCCCCGAUGCCAGUAACGAGCCAUUAGUCUCCAGUGCCACAUCACCAGACGAAGCCAUCAAGAUCCCGCCGUCUACAGACUGGCGUGCGCGGCCCAGCACCUCUGCAAACCAUGGAAAUUACGGCAGCGGCAACUAUGAGCGCAGCCGCUCCCUCCGUGGUGGGCCACCAGCCGGACUAGCUGCUUAUGCCGUCAACAUCCACGAUAACGUCCCACAGGAUGAGUCGGAUGCGUUCACGGGCCGUGGUCUACUUGCCAACGCUGGCUUCAGCCAAGGCGGUGUGAAGACUGGUCGCGGAGUUAUGGAUGGCUCAAAAGCGAAGGGCCCAAUGCUCGAUGUUGAUGACCGCAGCAAGUUUGUGCCCGGCAGUCUACUCUCUGGCGUGGAGAAGGUGCAAGGGUCUGGCGGGCCUAUCAUUGACCGAGAGAAAAGACAUACUGCUGAUGUUGCCACUGGAGAAGGGACGUAA